AUCGCGCUCGCUCUCUCUCUCCGCCCACCAUGAGGCGCUCUCUCUUACCUUUCCUAUCUCUACACCGGGUUUACUUCCGGUUUAACCCCGGAAGUGUUCCUCCCAGCCUCUUCCUGGCUCCAUCUGACUCUCUUCUUGCCGCAGCCAUGAAACCUAUCCUCUUGCAAGGCCAUGAGAGGUCCAUUACCCAGAUCAAAUACAACAGAGAAGGAGACCUGCUGUUUACAGUCGCUAAAGAUCCGAUUGUUAACGUUUGGUACUCCGUCAACGGUGAGAGACUUGGCACAUACAAUGGACACACUGGCGCUGUCUGGUGCGUGGAUGCCGACUGGGACACGAGGCACGUAUUGACCGGCUCUGCGGACAACAGCUGUCGGCUAUGGGACUGCGAGACAGGGAAGCAACUCGCUCUGAUGAAGACCAGCUCUGCUGUGCGAACGUGUGGCUUUGACUUUGGAGGGAACAUCAUCAUGUUUUCCACUGAUAAGCAGAUGGGUUACCAGUGUUCUGUGAGCUUCUAUGACCUCCGUGACUCCAGCCAAAUUGAGGACAACGAGCCGUAUAAGAAGAUCCCCUGCAACGAUUCCAAAAUCACCAGUGCUGUGUGGGGGCCUCUUGGGGAAUUCAUUAUUGCAGGACAUGAGAAUGGGGAGCUGAACCAGUUCAGUGCAAAGUCAGGGGAAGUCCUCGUGAACAUGAAGGAGCACACCAAGCAAAUCAAUGACAUCCAGACUUCCCGUGACAUGACCAUGUUUAUCACAGCUUCUAAGGACAAUACUGCCAAGCUGUUUGAUUCCACAAACCUCGACCACCUGAAGACAUUCCGGACAGAGCGGCCAGUGAACUCGGCAGCUCUCUCCCCCAUCUUUGAUCACGUGGUGUUGGGUGGUGGACAGGAAGCCAUGGAUGUGACAACCACUUCCACCAGGAUCGGCAAAUUUGAGGCCAGGUUCUUCCAUUUGGGUGUUGAGGAAGAAUUUGGAAGAGUCAAGGGACACUUCGGACCUAUUAACAGCGUCGCUUUCCACCCAGAUGGAAAGAGCUAUAGCAGUGGUGGCGAAGACGGCUAUGUCCGUAUUCAUUAUUUUGACCCCCAGUACUUCGAAUUUGAGUUUGAAGCAUGAACCAACUCCUCCUUUCGCUUUUCUACUGUUGCCUUUUGGAUCUUGGCAGUCCUAGCAGGACUUGAGCUCCUGACUGUUCCCUGGGUGAGGCUUAAUGGAGAGAGACAGAGGGGCACACUGGGCUUGCCCUUUUGGUCUGGGACAGCAUUGAGACACCCGUCUUCUAAACAACACUCAGGAACAGCAGUUUCCUGCUUGGUUUGGCAUAUUUAUAAAAGUUAACAUAGAAGGAAAUAAUAAAUUCUCACCCCUG
Molecule: messenger RNA, 1377 nt
Organism: Sceloporus undulatus (fence lizard)
Lineage: Eukaryota; Metazoa; Chordata; Lepidosauria; Squamata; Phrynosomatidae
Gene: EIF3I
Product: eukaryotic translation initiation factor 3 subunit I
Exons: 11
Coding region: 30-1124 (364 amino acids)
Biological process (GO): cytoplasmic translational initiation
Cellular component (GO): eukaryotic translation initiation factor 3 complex, eIF3m; cytoplasm
Molecular function (GO): RNA binding; protein binding; translation initiation factor activity
Source: RefSeq, a predicted model, not a curated record